Molecule: messenger RNA, 1845 nt
Organism: Oryctolagus cuniculus (rabbit)
Lineage: Eukaryota; Metazoa; Chordata; Mammalia; Lagomorpha; Leporidae
Source: RefSeq, a predicted model, not a curated record
CUCGCCAAUGGCCGUCGCCAUGGUGCCCAGGGACGCAUCUGCACACUGCGGCAUCCAGCGUCCGGAGCCCCAGGGUCGCUUCCAGUCUUCCUCAUCUACAUAAGAAGAAGGAUGUGACUCAGAGCCUGGAGAACUACACCUCCAAGUGUCCUGGGACGAUGGAGCUCAUCACUCUCCCAGAUGGCCUCACCCUGACCCUGUGCCCUUCACCAAGCUCCCCAUUGUCAGAUUUCCAGUGGGUUCAAGGGGACGUGUGUGAAGUCCAGCUGAUGGUGUACAACCCCAUGCUGUUUGAGCUUCGAGUGCAGAACAUGGGGCUGCUGACCAGUGGAGUGGAAUUCGAGUCGCGCCCCGCAGCGCUCUCCCUUCCAGCCGAGUCUGGUCUGUACCUGGUGACACUCGUAGGGGUCCCACAGACGACUGGAACGAUCACCAUGAACGGUUACCACACCUCCGUCUUUGGUGUUGUCAGUGACUGCCUGCUGGACCACCUCCCGGGAAUAAAGACCAGCAGCUCUACUGUGGAAGUCAUCCCCGCUUUGCCAAGACUGCAGAUCAGCACCUCCCUGCCCAGAUCGGCACACUCAUUGCAGCCUUCCUCUGGUGACGAGAUAUCUACCAACAUGUCUAUGCAGCUGUUCAACGGGGAGACUCAUCAACUCGCCGUCACCUUAGAAAACAUUGGCCUGGAACCCCUGGAGACACUGCAGGUCACCUCCAAACUGCUCCCCACCAAGGAGAAACUGUAUGGCAACUUCCUGAGCUGGAAGCUGGAAGAAACCCUUGCCCAGUUCCCCCUGCAGCCUGGGCGAGCAGCCACCUUCACUGUCACCAUCAAAGUGAACCUGGACUUCUCCUGCCAGGAGGGUCCCUUGCAGGACCUGAGUGAUGACUGCACACAUGGAGGAGAAGGCAGAAGCUUAGAGAAACACCAAGAAUAUCUCUGUGUUCUGUUCCAGCCUGUCCAAGGUUCUGACACCUCAUACUUCUUGGUGUCCAGCGUUGCAGCAUUCUUCCUCGGAUGCCGUGUAGAGCCCCGGCGCUGGACUUGGAACAAGGAGGUCUCAGCUCAAGGGCUGGCUCUGAGGAGGCCACCUGUGACCCCCCACUCCAGGCACAUUGCUGUGGCUGCUGGAGAGGAGGUGUCCACUGGCCUGAGCUCGGCAUGAGGUCCCCCGUAGCACUUGACCCCCAGGCCACGUGGCAGCUGCAGAGACUCCCACUCCUGGGGUACACAGUGUGGGUGAACAUGAGUGGUGAGUGAGUGGUGAGUGCGUGCUGGGCACGGGGAGGGUCCUGGAGCACCUGGGCAGGUGUGGCUCUGUCAGGCCCAAGCCUCACCUUUCAGGGUUGCCCGGUUUUCUGCUUGGGCACCAACACCACUGGGCCAUCUGGAGUUGGGACUCUGAGGGCAGGAAUGUGGCAACUCUUGCCAGUUCCUGCAGUUCCUUCUCUGAGCAAAAAGUAGCAGAGAUACGGGCUGAGUGCCCCAUGUGUCGGUGCAGCACGCGGGCAGGUGCAAUAGGCACCUGGGCUGUGCUGGCUGGCACAGGUGCUCCUCUGCUGCACUUGAUCUUGUGGCGGUUAUGGUGAUUAGGAAAGUGGGUUCUUUACAGACCCCAGUGAGGUGACGUUUCUCAUGAUGGCAUACCCCUGCGGGAACAGUUAGAACCAUGCACAGGAGAAAAUAGUGAUUGCUAACUAACCAGCCACGGGGUCACGGCUGUGCUGGGUGAGUGAGGAGUCCUGGGCCAACCCACACAGCACCUGGAGGCAGAAGUGCUUUGUUCAUCACCAUGUUACUUCACUGCUUUCUCUCACUGAGUUACAGCCACUGUUUUCUCU